AUGUUGGAAGACGAGUCCCACGCCGAGGGGUCGGCGGUGGUCGCCGCGGCCGGGGAGGCGCUGCAGGCCUUGUGCCAGGAGCUGAACCUGGACGAGGGGAGCGCGGCCGAAGCCCUGGACGACUUCACCGCCAUCCGGGGCAACUACAGCCUAGAGGGAGAAGUUAUACACUGGUUGGCAUGUUCAUUAUAUGUUGCAUGCCGCAAAAGCAUUAUUCCCACAGUUGGAAAGGGUAUCAUGGAAGGAAAUUGUGUUUCACUUACCAGAAUACUACGUUCAGCUAAAUUAAGUUUAAUACAGUUUUUUAGUAAAAUGAAGAAGUGGAUGGACAUGUCAAACCUGCCACAAGAAUUUCGUGAACGUAUAGAAAGAUUAGAAAGAAAUUUUGAGGUGUCUACUGUAAUUUUCAAAAAAUUUGAGCCAAUAUUUUUGGAUAUAUUUCAAAAUCCAUAUGAAGAGCCACCAAAGUUACCACGAAGCAGGAAGCAGAGGAGGAGUCCUUGCAGUGUUAAGGAUCUCUUUAAUUUCUGUUGGACACUCUUUGUUUAUACUAAGGGUAAUUUUCGUAUGAUUGGAGAUGAUUUAGUAAACUCUUAUCAUUUACUUCUGUGCUGCUUGGAUCUGAUUUUUGCCAAUGCCAUUAUAUGCCCAAAUAGAGGAGAUUUGCUAAAUCCAUCAUUUAAAGGAUUGCCAUCUGAUUUCCAUACUGCUGACUUCAGGGCUCCUGAAGAGCCUCCCUGCAUCAUUGCUGUACUGUGUGACCUGCAUGACGGACUUCUAGUAGAAGCAAAAGGAAUAAAGGAGCACUACUUUAAGCCAUAUAUUUCAAAACUCUUUGACAGGAAGAUUUUAAAAGGAGAAUGCCUCCUGGACUUUUCCAAUUUUACUGAUAAUAGCAAAGCAGUGAACAAGGAGUAUGAAGAAUAUGUUUUAACUGUUGGUGAUUUUGAUGAACGGAUCUUUUUGGGAGCAGAUGCAGAUGAGGAAAUUGGAACUCCUCGAAAGUUCGCUGGUGACACCCCAUUAGGGAAACUGACAGCACAGGCUAAUGUGGAAUAUAACCUUCAACAACACUUUGAAAAAAAAACAUCAUUUGCACCUUCAACACCCCUGACAGGACGGCGAUAUUUAAGAGAAAAAGAAGCUAUCAUUACUCCUGUUGCUUCAGCCACUCAAAGUGUGAGCCGGUUACAGAGUAUUGUGACUGGGCUGAAAAAUGCACCAAGUGAACAACUUAUAAAUAUUUUUGAAUCUUGUAUGCGUAAUCCUAUGGAAAAUAUUAUGAAAAUAGUGAAAGAAAUAGGAGAGACUUUCUGUCAACACUAUACUCAAUCAACAGAUGAACAACCAGGAUCUCACAUAGACUUUGCUGUAAACAGACUAAAGCUUGCAGAAAUUUUGUAUUAUAAAAUACUAGAGACUGUAAUGGUUCAGGAAACACGAAGACUUCAUGGAAUGGACAUGUCAGUUCUUUUAGAGCAAGAUAUAUUCCAUCGUUCCUUGAUGGCCUGUUGUUUGGAAAUUGUGCUCUUUGCUUAUAGUUCACCUCGUACUUUUCCCUGGAUUAUUGAAGUUCUCAAUUUGCGGCCAUUUUAUUUUUAUAAGGUUAUUGAGGUGGUGAUCCGCUCAGAGGAGGGACUUUCCAGGGACAUGGUGAAACACCUGAACAGCAUUGAAGAACAGAUUUUGGAGAGUUUAGCAUGGAAUCAUGAUUCUGCACUGUGGGAGGCUCUCCAGGCUUCUGCAAACAAGGUUCCUACUUGUGAAGAAGUUAUAUUUCCAAAUAACUUUGAAACAGGAAAUGGGGGAAAUGUACAGGGUCAUCUUCCCAUGAUGCCAAUGUCUCCUCUAAUGCAUCCAAGGGUCAAAGAAGUUCGGACAGACAGUGGAAGUCUUCGAAGGGAUAUGCAACCAUUGUCUCCAAUUUCUGUCCAUGAACGCUACAGUUCUCCUACCGCAGGGAGUGCUAAGAGAAGACUUUUUGGGGAGGACCCCCCAAAGGAAAUGCUUAUGGACAGGAUCAUAACAGAAGGAAGAAAAUUGAAAAUUGCUCCUUCUUCAAGCAUUACUGCUGAAAAUAUAUCAAUUUCACCUGGGCAAAGUCUUUUAACAAUGGCCACAGCCAUAGUAACGGGGACAACAGGACAUAAAGUUACAAUCCCAUUGCAUGGUAUUGCAAAUGAUGCUGGAGAGAUCACACUGAUACCAAUUUCCGUGAACACAACUCAGGAGUCCAAAGUUGAGAGUCCUGUAUCACUUACUGCUCAGUCAUUAAUUGGUGCUUCUCCAAAACAAACCCAUCUGACUAAAGCACAAGAGGUACAUCCAACUGGAAUAAGCAGACCAAAGAGAACGGGGUCCUUAGCACUGUUUUAUAGAAAGGUUUAUCAUUUGGCAAGUGUACGCUUACGUGAUUUAUGUUUAAAACUGGAUGUUUCAAAUGAGUUACGAAGGAAGAUAUGGACGUGUUUUGAAUUUACUUUAGUUCACUGCCCUGACCUAAUGAAAGACAGACAUUUGGAUCAGCUCCUCCUUUGUGCCUUUUACAUCAUGGCAAAGGUAACAAAAGAAGAAAGAACUUUUCAAGAAAUCAUGAAAAGUUAUAGGAAUCAGCCCCAAGCUAAUAGUCACGUCUAUAGAAGUGUACUGUUGAAAAGUAUUCCAAGAGAAAUUGUGACUUAUAAUAAAAAAGUAAAUGAUUUUGAAAUGACCGAUUGUGACUUGGAAGAUGUUACAAAAACACCUGAUUGUUCCAGUGCACCAGUGAGAGAGGAAAGGGGCGAUCUUAUCAAAUUUUACAAUACAAUAUAUGUAGGAAGAGUGAAGUCAUUUGCAUUGAAAUAUGACUUGUCAAAUCAGGACCAUAUGAUGGAAGCUCCACCACUCUCUCCUUUUCCACAUAUUAAGCAACAGCCCGGCUCACCACGCCGAAUUUCCCAACAGCACUCUGUUUAUGUUUCCCCACACAAGAAUGGGUCAGGCCUUACGCCAAGGACUGCUCUGCUGUAUAAGUUCAAUGGCAGCCCUUCUAAGAGUUUGAAAGAUAUCAACAACAUGAUAAGGCAAGGUGAACAGAGAACCAAGAAGCGAGCAAUAGCCAUUGAUGGUGAUGCAGAAUCACCUGCCAAACGCCUCUGUCAAGAAAAUGAUGAUGUUUUACUUAAAAGACUACAAGAUGUUGUCAGUGAAAGAGCAAACCAUUAGUGCCUUUCCUGUUUUUGUGAUAAAAGCACUUUCAGGUUGUUUUGCAUAAAGUUGGGGCUCUAUCCUUCAGAACUUUCAACCUUGUAUAUGGUAAAUAUCACUGAAUUAUAAGAAAA
Molecule: messenger RNA, 3320 nt
Organism: Myotis myotis
Lineage: Eukaryota; Metazoa; Chordata; Mammalia; Chiroptera; Vespertilionidae
Gene: RBL1
Product: RB transcriptional corepressor like 1
Exons: 22
Coding region: 1-3204 (1067 amino acids)
Biological process (GO): negative regulation of G1/S transition of mitotic cell cycle; regulation of transcription by RNA polymerase II; cell differentiation
Cellular component (GO): chromatin; transcription regulator complex; nucleus
Molecular function (GO): RNA polymerase II transcription regulatory region sequence-specific DNA binding
Source: RefSeq, a predicted model, not a curated record